AUGGAUCUCCAAUCAUUCCUAGAAGAGAAGUUCCAAAGUUGGCAGCCAACUGCUCCUACAGUAUUGGACAGAACGAAAUAUACCGUAACUUUGUGUUGGGAGCAAGAAGAGUUCAGUUAUAUUAGUGAUCAGUUGCUGUAUAAGAUUGAAAUGAAAAGCAAGCUGCCGCCUUGGGUCACUGUAUACAGUGGUGGCAAAACAAAUAGUACAAUUGACAAUUUACCCCCAAGACAUCCACAUAGAUUUCGUCUCAAAGUAAUAUUAAAGGCUACAGGAGUAUCACUACUUUCUGAAAAAGCUCUAAAAUUUUAUGGCGAUGAAAAAUCUGUUUACAAUAAUGUAAAUCAUACUGCAUCAGAAGAUGAAGUGGACAUCAAUCAAGAAAUAAAUGGAGAAAAAAAUAGUUUUACUCAAAACCCUGACGUGAAAAAAGAAAAUCAAUUUGAUGAUGGAAAUCAAAUUAGAAAUAAUAGGUAUAGUUUUGUUAUCUUUUAAUGUAAGGUUCAAUUGACAAUUUUUGGUCUUUGUGCUACCUAAUAAAAGAUAAAAAAGUGCCAUUGGACACUUUUUGGUCUUUGUCGUAGCUAUUCCUGACAAGUAAAAAGAUUAAAAAAAGUUCAAGUAAUGCUCGAUGAGAGACCUGAAUUGAUUGGGAUUAUCAAUGCUACUAGUGGCCUAUCUCCGCUUGCAACUGCUGUCAAAAAAGGCGAUAUCAACACGGUCCGGUAUCUAAUAUCCGUCGGUGCCGAGCUAGAUCAGCGUGUGGGUGCAGGCCAAACUCCAUUACACAUCGCAGUCCUCACUUCACAAACUCAAAUAGUAGAACUUCUGCUUGAAAAAGGUGCGGAUCCACAGAUUAGAGAUAAUAACGGCAUGCUCAUAGAGCAUUACGCUGUAGAUUCAGGUAGUUUGGAUAUGCUGAAGUUUGUACUAGACAGAGGCGGAGAUGUGAACGCUACAGACAACAAUGGCUGGACACCUUUGUUUCGAGCUCUGUGUCAAGAUGCGAAAGCAGAGAUAAUAGAAGAGUUGGUGUCACGAUCGAGCAACCUGGAUAUUUGUGACAAUGCUGGUCUCCCAAUGACGUCUGUCGCCAAGCUAUUGAAAAACAGGCAGGGUCGAAACCGAGACUCCAUUCUUCAUCUGGUAGACUCGCAGUAUCCUCAUGAGAAGGCUUUAGCCAACUUCACUCGUCUCACUAAAAAACUAAAUCAUGUGCAUACCAUUAUCAAAUGAGAAUAUUUCAGUAUAUCAGUCCCCCUCUGGUACUGCAUAUUGCUCGACUACACGGCUCUCCUCCGCUUCGGCGGCAUCACAUUCAUCGAGGACAU
Achroia grisella is the source of this 1331-nucleotide messenger RNA. RefSeq lists its product as uncharacterized. The record is from RefSeq and is a predicted model, not a curated record. Gene Ontology annotation, cellular component: nucleus; cytoplasm. Lineage: Eukaryota; Metazoa; Arthropoda; Insecta; Lepidoptera; Pyralidae. Gene Ontology annotation, molecular function: protein binding. The transcript is spliced from 8 exons.